AUGGAUGCAGAACGCAGUAAAGAGACAACAACAGAAUUAAAAUUUUGGAUUUUCAGGUUUAUCCGAAGCGAUGAUGAUCGAUGUGCUGUAUGUGUGGAGGGUUAUCGGAAGAAAGACAGCGGGGAGCGUGAGCUCGAAAAUUGGCGUAGCACGGCGAUCGCCGAACGUUACAACUCGUUAACACUGAUAACGGUGACCGGCUCGAAGUACAUUCUCAGCGGUGUCAUUGACCAGGAUUCUGCUUAUGCACUCGGAUAUCCGAAAACGCUGAUCGAACGAUUCCGGGAUGGUUUCCCUUAUGAAUGGUAUGAGUUGUUGCAGAAAUACCACAGCACUGUGAUCCUGCCGAACACUGUCUCGCAGCACCAGUAUUCCAGUCGGCUCAACAAUCUGUUCCUCGAUAUCUCGAGACUGUCCGGUGGCGCUGGUUUUCGUAACUCCUCGAUAUUUGGAAGCGUUCUUGGCGAUUUAGAAGUUAACGUUGGCAAGCCGGCUUUGGCAGUAGAAAGUGGACGAAAAACCGCAAAGCAUUCUGUGAUUGCUGAGAAAAUUUUGGAGGAAGAUGAAUUUGGAAAAGAGAAUACAGCGACCACCGAAAGCGCCGAAAAAUCCGGCACCACCAUUGACUUUUCGGCAUCAUUUGAGGCAUCAGCUGCAACAACUUCAAGAAAUGGUUUUUUGGCUGAACGAAAUAGUUCGAUGAAUUCCGAUGAACCACCGGACGAAAGCGCUGCAUCACGGCGAACGAUCACUACCACCCCUGUACAGCAAAAAUGCUUAGGCCGUAACCAGAAACAGCUGAGCUUACAGAAUUUUCCGGAUAAUGAUCAGGCAGUUUUCAAAAUGCCUCUAUUGCCGGUGCAAAAACAUUCCAAGCCAGUAUCGUUGCUUAGUUGGACAAUCCGAUUUUCGGUGAAUGAAUUGGGAGAGUCGAAGCUUUUCCCGAAUUUUGCUUUCGUCCUUAUUGGCUACCGUCCCGACAAAUGUAUGGAUUGGAAAACAUCAUGUAUUAUUGGGGUGAGCGGCAAUCGUUGGGUGCAAACAGCAACCACCGAAUAUGAGCUUGUUGGACCAAUU
This is a messenger RNA of Gongylonema pulchrum, 1077 nucleotides long. NCBI's taxonomy places the organism in Eukaryota, Metazoa, Nematoda, Chromadorea, Rhabditida, Gongylonematidae. The record is from the annotation of a GenBank genome assembly.